GGUCCGGUUCUAGCCGUGAUUCCAGUUGUUUUCACGUCCCCCCCUGCACCAACAAAGGGACUCAAAGCUGCAGUCUUAAUUUUCAGAGUAAAAGCGGCGCGACUGACGGCUCGCGCUCCGAGCUGCAAACGGAGCGAAACAGCAUUCAGGAAAAAUAAGAAGAGAUUUGUUAACAGCGUUUAACCACAGAAGAGAGAAAAUGGUGUCGGCCGGACUGGAGAUCUUGGGACUGUCGUUGUGCGUAAUUGGUUCGUUCUUGGUGAUGGUCGCGUGCGGGCUUCCCAUGUGGAAGGUGACGGCUUUCAUCGAAGCCAACAUCGUGGUGGCGCAGACCAUCUGGGACGGCUUGUGGAUGACGUGCGUGGUGCAGAGCACGGGCCAGAUGCAGUGCAAGAUGCACGACUCUGUCCUCGCGCUGAGCCACGACCUGCAGGCGGCCAGAGCGCUCACCAUCAUCUCCUCGGUGCUGGGGGUGCUGGGUCUCAUGGUGGUGAUCGCCGGAGCGCAGUGCACCAACUGCAUCCGCACCGAGUACGUCAAAGCUCGCGUGGUGAACGCCGGAGGGGCGAUCUACAUCAUCAGCGGCCUGUUUGUGCUCGUGCCUCUCUGCUGGAUGGCCAACAAAAUCAUCUCGGACUUCUACAACACGCAGGUGCCUCCACCGCAGAAGAGGGAGAUUGGCGCUGCGCUCUACAUCGGCUGGGCGGCCGCCGCGCUGCUGCUGAUCGGAGGAACCCUGCUGUGCUGUUCCUGUCCCUCCAGCGGGAACUCUGGAUACUCUGUACAAUACGCACAGACCCAGAGAGCCACGCAGAACGGGGACUAUGACAAAAGGAAUUAUGUGUAGCUGCGUGGCUUGGAGCAGGCGGUGCGUAAAAGUGAACUGCAGCUUUUAAAAACUGUUAUUAUUAUUAUGAUCGUCAUCAAGGACGAAUUUUUGCACCUCCACUCCUUUGCUUGUUAUACAUCUGAACUUUAAAUUAGAGGAAGCACCUCUGCUGUUUUUACACAGGUCUCUACUCUCGGACCACAUAUUUACACUUUUUUGUGUGUUUGCAGGAGAUUAAAAAAAAUAGACCAUCAACCACAAGGAGUAUCUUUAAGGUUGGGUACCUGCGUUUGUAAAUGUUCAAAUUUUUUUGUUUUGAGUUUACUGCUGUUUAAACAUCGUUUUCACAUUCUUAUAGGCCUAAGUCACAGUUUUACACAGUUGUUCCCUUCGUUGUGCUCAGUCAGCAUGAAGUUGUACAGUUAGUGGCUGAUGUGCUCACAUUCAGAAAGCAGUUUCCUUGGUGGAGCUUUGUUGACAACAAUACCCAAAACUUGGGCUGAGGAAGGAAACUGCACACUUUAAUUCCCUAACAAAUCAGGAUAUUCUGUUGAUGUGGGGUGAUUGGAAAGUUUGUUUUGAACAUUUAGAUUACCUAAAACCUGGAAUCUGUUGCAGCACAAACAAGCAGAGUCCAUCAUUGAACCAUAUUAAG
Nematolebias whitei (Rio pearlfish) is the source of this 1484-nucleotide messenger RNA. It is a transcript of the gene cldn5a, whose product is annotated as claudin 5a. Gene Ontology annotation, cellular component: bicellular tight junction; plasma membrane. The transcript has a single exon. Gene Ontology annotation, biological process: cell adhesion; bicellular tight junction assembly. Gene Ontology annotation, molecular function: structural molecule activity. The record is from RefSeq and is a predicted model, not a curated record. Lineage: Eukaryota; Metazoa; Chordata; Actinopteri; Cyprinodontiformes; Rivulidae. The coding region runs from base 200 to 847 and encodes 215 amino acids.